Medioppia subpectinata is the source of this 1188-nucleotide messenger RNA. The record is from the annotation of a GenBank genome assembly. Lineage: Eukaryota; Metazoa; Arthropoda; Arachnida; Sarcoptiformes; Oppiidae.
AGACAUAAACAGUCUAGAUUCAUAUUAGAAAACAGUCUAGUUAGUUUGCACACACACACAACCAGAUUAAGCACGAUGUUUAGCGUAUGUAUAGCACCGGUACUGUUGGCCAUCGUGGGUAUGUGUGCGGCGGCCGACACACCCGUACAGCUAGACGUUUACUACGAGAGUCUGUGUCCCGACUGUAUGCAGUUUAUUAAGACUCAAUUGGUGCCCAACUAUAAAAAACUUGCAUCAAUCAUGAAUGUGAACAUGGUGCCGUACGGCUGGGCCAAAUCGACCAAGGUAGCCAAGCCAGAUGGCACGUUUGACCUAACAUUCACCUGUCAACACGGGCCACAGGAGUGCAUUGGCAAUGAGAUACACAACUGUGUUCUAGAGAGCGAGACCAUUGCCCGAUCGCUGGAACUGUUUGGCUGUAUGUAUGCGUCCAAAGACUACACCAAACCGGCCACCGCUGCCAAAGAAUGUACAUCGAAGUUGGGCUUCAACUACACGGCUAUCGACGAGUGCGCGUCCGGACCGUUGGGUCGGGGACUACACCUCAGGAGUGGUGAGCGCUUCCAGGCGUUGACUAACCCUAAACCCAAUUUUGUGGUAUGGGUUGUAGUGAAUGGUGUGCACACUCAGGCCAUUGCCACCCGGGCUGAGUCUGAUCUAGUCGGUCUUAUUUGCGAUACCUAUAAGUUCAAAUUGAACACGUUCAGUUACGGCCGGUUUAACAAAACCACCAAGCCCGAAGGCACGUUUGAUCUAGAGUUUCAAAAUGCCACUCAGGUGGCUGGAACUUUAAUUCAGUCUUGUGCUAUGGAGAUAAUGCCCCAGGAUCAGUCGCUGGCUUUUUUAGCAUGCAUGUUUAAAUCCGCUCAAUACGAUAACGCCGAUGUGGCCGGAAAACAGUGUGCAAACGAGUUAAACCUUAAAUGGGAGGCCAUAGAGGAGUGCGCAAAGGGGCCGUUGGGUAGGGGUCUGUAUUUGCGUGGCCUCGAGCACAUGGAAGCCGCCAUAGAGGAGUGCGCAAAGGGGCCGUUGGGUAGGGGUCUGUAUUUGCGUGGCCUCGAGCACAUGGAAGCCGUUAAACCGAAAAUCACCUGGUUCCCUUGGAUUAUUGUCAAUGGCCAACACACUGACCUAGAGCAACAGACCGCCGAAAAACAUUUGGCCAAGUACAUUUGCGAUACAUACACG